UAAUUUUAUAUAUACACUCUUCUGUGUGUGUGAUAUGUAUCAGAAUUGUAAAGUCCUAGGGUUCCUGGCAGUGAAUUUCAGUGUCAUAGCCUGGAGUCCUAGGCACUGAGCCAGUGAACAGAUCACUCCCUUCUUGGGCAGCUCCUGUUCGCACUCUUAUUUGGAUGCAAGCUGCCUGUGUCUUGCAUUUUCCGUGAGGGGCUGUGUUGCUCUGGUGGGGGUGGCUUGCCUCACACUUGUCUCUCGUUGUGUUUCUCCUUAGCUCCAGUCCUUCUCUGAGAGGGGGACCAGGGGAUGGCAGCCAUGCACCUGACAGCCUGGCCCCAGGUGAGCUGUUGGUCCUUCAGCUCUUCCUCUGGGCAGUUUCAGAUUGAAAAACAUUGAGAAGGGGAGCUGGUGAGCCUCGGGAUGACAGCUGCUUCCACCUGCUGGACUGGAACUUACGGGAAAGAGGGACUUCACGGAUCCCCUGAAGCUCAUCCAUGGACUUCCAUGGACUUCCGUGGACUACAGAAGUUGGUGACCUUUGAGGACGUGGCUGUGUACUUCACCCAGGCGGAAUGGGAUGGUCUGUCCCCUGCACAGAGGACCCUGUACAGGGAUGUGAUGCUGGAGAAUUAUGGGAAUGUGGCCUCCCUGGGAUUUCCACUUCUCAAACCUGCUGUGAUCUCACAACUGGAGGGAGGAGGUGAGCUGGGGGGCCCAUCUCCACUGGCUGCAGGAACAGGCCUCUGGGGCCUCCGGACUGGUAAGGAAGUAGAUAUUCAGACUGACAAUGAUUUGACAAAGGAAAUGUAUGAAGGAAAAGAGAAUGUAUCUUUUGAACUUCAAAGGGACUUUUCCCAGGAAACAGACUUUUCAGAAGCCUCUCUUCUAGAGAAACCACAGGAAGUCUACUCAACAGGAAAUAUAAAGAAGGAGAAGAGCAACACCAUUGAUGGAACAGUGAAAGAUGAGACAAGCCCCAUGGAGGAGUGUUUUUUUAGUCAAAGUUCAAACUCCUAUCAGUGUCAUACCAUCACUGGAGUGCAGCCCUCUGGGUGUACAGGAUUGGGGAAAGCCAUCAGCUUUGAUACAAAACUCGUUAAGCAUGAAAUAAUUAAUUCUGAGGAAAGACCUUUCAAAUGUGAAGAAUUAGUGGAGCCCUUUAGGUGUGACUCUCAACUUAAUCAACAUCAAGAAAACAACACUGAGGAAAAGGCUUAUCAGUGUUCGGAGUGUGGCAAAGCUUUCAGCAUUAAUGAGAAAUUAAUUUGGCAUCAAAGACUUCACAGUGGGGAGAAACCCUUCAAAUGUGUGGAGUGUGGGAAAAGCUUCAGCUACAGUUCCCAUUAUAUCACACAUCAGACAAUCCACAGUGGGGAGAAGCCCUAUCAGUGUAAGGUGUGUGGGAAGGCCUUCAGUGUUAAUGGAAGCCUAAGUAGGCAUCAGAGAAUCCAUACGGGAGAGAAGCCUUAUCAGUGCAAGGAGUGUGGAAAUGGCUUCAGCUGUAGUUCUGCGUAUAUUACACAUCAGAGAGUCCACACUGGGGAGAAACCUUACGAGUGUAAUGACUGUGGGAAAGCUUUCAAUGUUAAUGCAAAAUUAAUUCAGCACCAGAGAAUCCACACUGGAGAGAAGCCUUAUCAAUGUAAUGAAUGUGGAAAAGGCUUCAGGUGCAGCUCCCAGCUUAGGCAGCAUCAGAGCAUCCACACAGGAGAAAAGCCCUAUCAGUGUAAAGAGUGUGGAAAAGGCUUCAAUAAUAAUACAAAACUCAUUCAGCAUCAGAGGAUCCACACAGGUGAGAAACCCUAUGAAUGCACUGAAUGUAGAAAAGCCUUCAGUGUCAAAGGGAAGUUAAUCCAACACCAGAGAAUUCACACAGGCGAGAAACCCUAUGAGUGUAAUGAAUGUGGGAAAGCCUUCAGGUGUAACUCCCAGUUUCGGCAGCAUCUGAGAAUUCACACUGGGGAGAAGCCCUAUGAGUGUAAUGAGUGUGGAAAGGCCUUCAGCGUUAAUGGGAAACUAAUGCGGCAUCAGAGAAUUCACACUGGGGAGAAACCUUUUGAAUGUAAUGAAUGUGGGAGAUGCUUUACUUCUAAAAGAAACCUACUUGAUCAUCACCGAAUCCAUACUGGAGAAAAGCCCUAUCAAUGUAAGGAAUGUGGGAAAGCCUUCAGUAUCAAUGCCAAACUAACUAGGCAUCAGAGGAUACAUACUGGGGAGAAACCUUUCAAAUGUAUGGAAUGUGAGAAAGCGUUCAGCUGUAGUUCUAACUAUAUUGUGCACCAGAGAAUUCACACUGGAGAGAAACCCUUUCAGUGUAAGGAGUGUGGAAAAGCCUUCCAUGUUAAUGCCCAUUUAAUUCGGCAUCAGAGAAGCCACACUGGGGAGAAACCCUUCAGAUGUGUGGAAUGUGGCAAAGGCUUCAGCUUUAGUUCUGACUACAUUAUACAUCAGACAGUCCACACUUGGAAGAAACCCUAUAUGUGUAGUGUGUGUGGGAAAGCAUUCAGGUUUAGCUUCCAGCUCAGUCAGCAUCAGAGUGUCCAUAAUGAAGGAAAAUCCUAAUAAUGAGAAAGAUGUAGAAAACUCUCAAGAUUAAUGCCAAAAUGGAUCAAGUAUCAUCAGAUUCACCCAUUGAAAAACCCCCAAGAGGGAACGAAUAUGGCAGAGUCUUCAUAUGGAAAGAGUUUUUAUUCUAUUCAAUUUUUAAUCAGGAAAGGAUGACUACUUAAAGAGAGACAGCCAAAAUUAAAUAGCUUUGUUUUGUACCAACAGGAAUUAGAAAAUAUAAUGAAGGAAAAGAUUUCAUUCCCAGCAGCAUCAAGAAAAGUAAAAAGUAGAUUUUCUAGAAAUAAACAGUUAUGGAGGACUUGUAUGGAGAAAUUUAAGUCUUCACUGGGAGCCACUUUCUUAGAAAGGAAAUUUGAAUAAAUGGAGAGAGAGAGAAGCCUUGUUGUUGGAUAGGAAAACCCAUACUAAAGAUACUCUACCCACAUUAAUUUAUUUGUUUAGUUUUUGACAACAAGCAUGUAUUACUUUUGAAAAGAUGAAAAAUAAAGAUUUAUUUAAAAAAGGAAAAA
This is a messenger RNA of Rhinopithecus roxellana (golden snub-nosed monkey), 3065 nucleotides long. It is a transcript of the gene ZNF23, whose product is annotated as zinc finger protein 23. Gene Ontology annotation, biological process: regulation of DNA-templated transcription. The transcript is spliced from 5 exons. NCBI's taxonomy places the organism in Eukaryota, Metazoa, Chordata, Mammalia, Primates, Cercopithecidae. The record is from RefSeq and is a predicted model, not a curated record. Bases 409 to 2550 code for a protein of 713 amino acids.